GCUCUGCUGUGUGAGGUGGGGAAGGGAGGGGCAAUGUGGCUGAGGCUUCCUGGACUCCGCUCCUUGGAGCUGCGCUUCGGACUCAGAGCGGCUCCCCGGCGCCGGCAGCAACAGCAGCUUUUAUUAUUGAAGAGGAAGUUCAGCAAAAGCAUGGAGGAAGAGGCAAAAAGGAAAGCUGGCUACAUGGCUGUGGAUAAUCACGUGCAAAACAAUCAAGCAUUGGGGAUUGGAAGUGGAUCAACGAUCGUGUAUGCUGUGGACAGAAUAGCUAAACGGGUUCAAGAUGAAAAUCUGAAAAUAGUCUGUGUACCUACCUCAUUCCAGGCUCGUCAGCUAAUCCUACAGCAUCAGUUGACUCUCAGUGACCUGGACAGACACCCGGAGCUCGAUGUUGCUAUUGAUGGUGCAGAUGAAGUGGAUUGUGACCUGAACUUAAUCAAAGGUGGAGGAGGAUGCUUGACUCAGGAGAAGAUUGUUGCUGGCUGUGCCAAGAGGUUCAUUGUGGUUGCAGAUUACAGGAAGGAUUCCAAAAGCCUUGGUGAAAAAUGGAAAAAAGGCGUUCCGAUUGAAGUCAUCCCGAUGGCUUAUGUGCCAGUAACCAAGGCAAUUGCUGCUAAAUUUGGUGGGGAAGCAGAAUUGCGAAUGGCUGUCAGUAAAGCUGGACCAGUGGUGACAGAUAAUGGGAAUUUCAUUCUGGACUGGAAGUUUAAUAAUGUCUCUGACUGGAGAAAGGUGAAUGUUGGCAUUAAAAUGAUUCCAGGAGUGGUCGAGACGGGGUUAUUCAUCGGCAUGGCAGAAAGGGUGUACUUUGGCUUGGAAGAUGGAUCUGUCUGUUUCCGAGACAGAGACUCUCAGUGAUGAGUGAGGGGAGCUGGGGCUUCCUGUACUUGCGAAGAUCACCUUGCCUUAAAUCAAUUGUUCUGCCAAAUACCUUAUUAACACUUUUUUAAACAGAAAAAUAUUGUUCUAUUAUUUGUUUUUAUAUUAAAGAAAACUGGCUUGGGUCAUGUAAUGAAUAAUAUCUGCCUUUAUAUUUGAAGGAUGAGGAAUUGGUUAUGGUUCAGGCAUUAUACCAAUUCCUGGCAGCUCUCCUUGAAGUGACCAGGCAGUUAACUUCUUGACUGUGAAAUCCAGAGUCCAAAUAGGUUUUCCCUUGCUUUUGACUAUAUCAUUAUGGAAUAAUUGGUUCAGAUAUUAACUGUACGUGAAGUACAGUGAACUGUGUAUGGGUCUGUGCACCUCUAGCAACCUGUUUCAAGCUCUACUCACAAAUCAAGGUUACUGGGUGGGCCAGGAAGGUGAUCGUGUGUUGGUGGUGGGGAGAUAUGGGACUAGACUCUUUAACUUUUGUUGUGGUCCUCCAUUCUCCGUGAUCUCCCUGACUAUCUGGGCAAUUCUGUACAUCAUCACCUCCAUACAAGAGUCUGAAGAAUGGGAAGUUAAUCUAUUUUCUUCAUGUAAGAGAGGGAUUCUGAUAAUGGGGCGACAACCUUAGUUCCUCCUCGUCCCAUGAAGUUAUUUGGUAUCCUUCCACUGAAUGUGGGCAUUAUUGGCAUGGCCAGUAUCUAUGACCCAUCUCUCAUGGCCCUUGAGAAGAUGGUGGUUAGCUGCUGCAUUGGACAAUAACUGCAUGUGAAGUAUGUACACCCACAGUGCUGUUAGAAAAUGUGCACUCCAAUCCAGUAAAAGCCCAGGUGCACACUUGCAUGUUUGGCAUCAGCAUUUGCUGGUCCUUUGAUUGGUUUGAUGCUUUCAGACAUUGAUGGGAAUUUCUACUAUUAUCCCUGAGCCGAAUCAAGUUGCUUGGUCAUGUGACUGCCUUAAAGCGCCAAUCACCUUAGUGCUCUAUGUGAAACACUGUGUUGCAACACUUGGCCUAGAACAACUUUAUGAUUGGUGUGUUCUCUGAGGUUUCACAUUUUACCAAGUAAUUUUAAAAAAAUAUAUAUGCACAUAUGUUAUCUUAGAGUUCUACAUCUUUUUGUGGCAAUUUGCAUGGAUAUUUUAUUUUGGUGCAACACUUUUAACUGGAUAGGCAAAUAUAUUGUUUAUACGUCAAAUAAAAAGAAUAUGAUCCUGUUCACCUGGUA
This is a messenger RNA of Chiloscyllium plagiosum (whitespotted bambooshark), 2090 nucleotides long. RefSeq names its product ribose 5-phosphate isomerase A (ribose 5-phosphate epimerase) (gene rpia). Gene Ontology annotation, biological process: D-ribose metabolic process; pentose-phosphate shunt, non-oxidative branch. Gene Ontology annotation, cellular component: cytoplasm. Gene Ontology annotation, molecular function: ribose-5-phosphate isomerase activity. The record is from RefSeq and is a predicted model, not a curated record. NCBI's taxonomy places the organism in Eukaryota, Metazoa, Chordata, Chondrichthyes, Orectolobiformes, Hemiscylliidae.